ACGCCGUGUAGAGAGUCUCAGAGAGCUUCUUCUCUCUCACUGUCUCACCAGUGGUUAUUUAAGCGAACCGUAGUAGGAGCAUCAGUGCAUGCCCAGUGCUCUGUGAUCCCGCUAGACGGCACGAUGUACCCACGGACAACCACCUGUUUUCUCGCCGCCGCCGUCGCCCUCCUCCUCCUGCUGGCCUCCUAUCCAUGCGCGGCCGCCGCACUUCGCCUGCCGCCGCCCCCUCCAGUGCUGCUGCUAGGUGGCGACGCCGGUGCUUUCGGCCGGAGCGCGGCGCGUGAGGGGAAGGAGCUGGCAGUGGGAGCUGCCAGGCGCUUGGGGCAUAGGACGCCGGUGUGGAGGCCUCCCUCGCCGAGACCCCAGGCCAGCCAGGGGGUGUACACGCCGACGCCGCCACCGCCGACGUCGAUAAACGAAUAGGGGGCCGGCUGUCCGACGGCAUGCAUGUUCGGGCACACUAUGCUGUCUUCCUUCGAUCGAUCAAUAUCUCCUGCUUUUUCCAGGGUGUUGCGUGGAUAUGCACCAGAGGAUAAAGGACGGCUUGCUGCCGUGUACGAAAGCACUGUCGUUAGUGUCAAAUAAGUUGGAGUCAGUUCAAUAUAGUACAGCCACUCGUAUGAUGCUCUCAUGCUCACUUAUCUCCAUUCUAUGAAGUACAACUACAGUAGUUUUUUUGUUUAUGAAAAAGAUCAGAUCAAUUGUUAAAGGUGCUUGACCUUGUCGAUGAUAGUUGGAAAG
Molecule: messenger RNA, 744 nt
Organism: Triticum urartu
Lineage: Eukaryota; Viridiplantae; Streptophyta; Magnoliopsida; Poales; Poaceae
Source: RefSeq, a predicted model, not a curated record